AGGCUGGGGCGGCGGCGGCGGCGGAGGCCGAGGUGGGGCCGGGCCGGGUCGGGCGUCGGGGCCACACGUCCGCCCGCGGGUCACUGGGGCUGCGCGCGCCAUGGAGCCGCGGUGCUCGCCGCCGUGCGGCUGCUGCGAGCGGCUGGUCCUCAACGUGGCGGGGCUGCGGUUCGAGACGCGGGCGCGCACGCUGGGCCGCUUCCCGGACACGCUGCUCGGGGACCCGGCGCGCCGCAGCCGCUUCUACGACGGCGCUCGCCGCGAAUACUUCUUCGACCGGCACCGGCCCAGCUUCGACGCGGUGCUCUACUACUACCAGUCGGGCGGGCGGCUGCGGCGGCCGGCGCACGUGCCGCUCGACGUCUUCCUGGAGGAGGUGGCCUUCUACGGGCUGGGCGCGUCGGCGCUGGCGCGCCUGCGCGAGGACGAGGGCUGCCCGCUGCCGCCCGAGCGGCCCCUGCCCCGCCGCGCCUUCGCGCGCCAGCUCUGGCUGCUCUUCGAGUUCCCCGAGAGCUCGCAGGCCGCGCGCGUGCUCGCCGUCGUCUCCGUGCUGGUCAUUCUCGUCUCCAUCGUCGUCUUCUGUCUCGAGACGCUGCCCGAUUUCCGCGACGAACGCGACAGGCCGGGGCUUGCAGCGGUGGCUGCGGCGGGAUCGUUCCCCUCUCGGCUGAACGGCUCCAGCCCCAUGCCCGGACCCCCACCCCGCACACCCUUCGACGACCCGUUUUUCGUGGUGGAGACAUUGUGCAUCUGCUGGUUCUCCUUCGAGCUGCUGGUGCGCCUGCUGGCCUGCCCGAGCAAGACGGUCUUUUUCAAGAACGUGAUGAACCUCAUUGAUUUCGUGGCCAUCCUGCCCUACUUUGUGGCGCUGGGCACCGAGCUGGCCCAGCAGCGCGGAGUGGGCCAGCCGGCCAUGUCCUUAGCCAUCCUGCGGGUCAUCCGACUGGUGCGCGUCUUCCGCAUCUUCAAGUUGUCUCGGCACUCGAAGGGCCUGCAGAUCCUGGGCCAGACGCUCCGGGCGUCCAUGCGCGAGCUGGGCCUCCUCAUCUUCUUCCUCUUCAUCGGCGUGGUCCUCUUCUCCAGCGCGGUCUACUUUGCCGAGGUCGACCGGGAAGACUCCUAUUUCACCAGCAUCCCUGAGUCCUUCUGGUGGGCAGUGGUCACCAUGACAACAGUCGGCUAUGGAGACAUGGCCCCCGUCACGGUGGGCGGCAAGAUCGUGGGCUCCCUGUGCGCCAUCGCGGGCGUGCUGACCAUCUCCCUGCCUGUGCCGGUCAUCGUCUCCAACUUCAGCUACUUUUACCACCGGGAGACAGAGGGCGAAGAGGCCGGAAUGUACAGCCAUGUGGACACGCAGCCCUGUGGCCCCCUGGAGGGCAAGGUCAACGGGGGAUUGGUGGAUGGAGAGGUGCCUGAGCUGUCACCCCCACUCUGGCCCCCCCCUGGGAAACACAUGGUCACCGAAGUGUGAGGGACAGUUGAAGCCUACGGGACCUCACAUUUCCUCAGAGGGAGGGAGGGGAGGGGGGAGGGGCAGUCAUGGGGCGGGGUUGGGACUAGGAAGAACUAGGUUAAACGGUAAUGCGUUGAAGAACACUAUGCCUUAUGGGUUCUUGAGUUGCGGUUUGGUACUCCUGUAGGUACCUCCUCAGGCGGCCAUGAACGGGAGUGGGUUACGCUGAGCUGAGGGGGGCGCUGCAUUGGUUUGUACUGCGCUGGUUUCUGCCAGGCUGUGGAGCCUCUCGGGCUAGUGUUGAGAUAGAUUUGUGAGGCCACCGGGUUUUGUGAGUUUCUUUGUUCUGUGUUGGUUGGGUUGGGUUGGGUUGGGUUGUGGGUCUUGUCCAACCGCAUUGUGCAGGAUUCUGUGGGUUUAUGAGCCCCACCCCCCCAGGGCCAUGUUGGGUCAAGAUACGUGCCCACCCAUGGCAUUGUUGGGACUGGUUGCGCGUCCGUGCAUGGUGGUGUGGGGUUGAGACGUGUUGGAAAUGGUGUGGCUUUGUGAUUCUUCUGGGGCUAUGUUAUUUUCGGUUCUGUGAACUUGUGAGUCAUGUAGGAGAGUCAAGUGAUAGAAUGUGAGCUUUCUAGGUCAUGUUAGGUUAAGUCGGGUUGGAACGUACGACUGUAGGAGUCUCUCCGGGUUCUGUUGGGUUGACUCGUGUAGAGUUAUGUGGCUGGAAGUGUGCAGGGCUCCACGGAGUUGAGCCACACUGAGCUGUAUAAUCAGGUGGGUCUCGUAGGACCAGGUCGUGGGGCCAUGCUGAGCUGAGUUACAUUGACUGUGUCACUGUGAGUCGGGUGGGAGUGUUGGGUUGAGCCGGACUGUGUGUAUGAACUCCAUGGGGCCAUGUGGGUUUGUUUGGGAUUCAGUGGUAGCACCGGCACCCAAGGAUGCCAGCACUGAGGAGAAAUCACGCCUCAGGGAGCGAAUAUGGCGCUGUGGACUCUGGGAGACAACUGAACUGGACACUCCCUCCAUUCACCCCACUCCUGCUUCAUUUUGCCAUUGAAACCCCCUUACUAUCUGUCUUCGCCUACAGUUCUGCUUCCAGACAUGGACAUCAGAACCACAAGGGGAGGGAGGGAGGGGGGGUUCCUGUACUCUGUCCAUACAUGGUGGGGGGACAGGAACCCAAAGGAAGGGGGGACAGAGACCUGGGGAAGGAUAGAGGCUCAGAAAAGAGAAUCCCAGAGAAGAGGAGAUGAGGACACAAAGAGAGAGGAAUAGAGACUCAGAGACAAAGACCCUGAGGAAGGGGGAGGGACACAAUCCAAAGGAGAGGGAGACAGCGGCCAAGAAUGGGGGAUGGAGAGCCGCAGCGGGGUGCCAGGCGCCCAGAGAGAGAGGGACAGACACCCAGAGCUGGAAGCAGACCGGAGCACCCCAGAGACAGAGAACCAAAGAGGGAACAGGCAGUGCCCCUGAGCCUGACAGAGAUGGGAAUCCCCCAUCGGGGCGCACCACCCCAUCUUCCCGCAGCCCAGGAAGGCCAUCAGACAAAGCAGGAAGCAGGGAGAGGCCGGUCUCAGCGCGGGAGAGCUUCCCAAGGUCAGGCACCCGUCACUGUCCCUGGGGCCAGCCCGGUGGCAGGCGGCCUGGCCCCACGUGUCCUGUCAGCCUGCUGGGACGCACAGGCCCUCCUGAGCCCAAACAGCCGCACGAACAAGGAAACUGAGGCUCAGAGGGGAGGGUGUUGCCCAAGGUCAGGAGGCCGAACAUGUUUAGAGAUCUUUCCGUCUUAAAGGGCAUUUUGAGAUGGAGGAGGAGGAGGCGGAGGAGGAGGAGGAGGAGAAAGAGGAGGAGGAGGAGGAGGGUUAAAUCACUGACACAUAUAGGGCUUCCUAUGCACCAGGUGUCAUUCAAAGUACUUUACCCAUAUUAAUUUAUUAAAACCCAUCCAGUGGUUUUCAGAGUGUUGUUGUUGUCAUUGUUCUGUUUAGCUACAACACCCCCCCCCCUUUUUUUGCCAAAUGAAACCUUACUUAGAGGCAACAGGGUGAUGCAUCAGAAGGGAACUGGUUUGAGGGGAAGACACCUCUUUUUUUAAGAAAAUAAAUUUUUAUUGAUUUCAGAGAGGAAGGGAGAAGAGAGAGAUAGAAACAUCAAUGAUGAGAGAAUCAUUGAUCGGCUGCCUCCUGCACGCCCCCCACUGGGGAUCGAGCCGGCAGCCCAGGCAUGUGCCCUUGACCGGAAUUGAACCUGGGACCCUUUAGUCCGCAGACUGACGCUCAAUCCACUGAACCACACCAGCCAGGGCAAGGAACACACCUCUUAUGAAGUCCCUCUUGACAGCUCAGAAUGCAGCUGAGAAAUUCAGUUUGGACCCCCUGAUUUAACCCAACUACCUUUUUGUUGUUAAUCAUCACCCUGUUUUUCCACUGAUUUUUAUUUUUUUAUUUGUUUACCCCAUUGAGUUUUAGAGAGAGCGGAAAGAAGGGGGAGAGACAGAGAAAGAGAGAGAAACAUCGAUGUGAGAGAGACCCAUCAAUUGCUUGCCUCCCGUACAAGUCCCUACCAGGGCCAGGGAUCAAGCCUGCAACCCAGGUACGUGCUCUUGACCGGAAUCGAACCUGAGACCCUUCCGUCCACGGCCCGGGGCCAAGGCUCUAUCCACUGAGCCAAACCAGCUAGGGCGACCCACCUACCAUUUUAUACAGAGAGGUGGAAGAAGGUACAGAUUGUGGGGAGAGUCUGACAAAGGUCGGAAAUAAUAUAACCUUUAGGUUGUCACUUCUUUCUGAAAUGGCGAGAAAGGCACAUCUGGAGGCGGAAACGGAGACAGACCCCCUCAUGGUGGCAGACACAGGCAGAGUCUUGGAGGCAGGCACAGAGUCCAGCACAGAGACCCGGGAAAAGGAGACACAGGCAGAGAGGAACCGAGACCUGCAGAGGGGGCAGAGACGGAGGCAAAGAGUGACACCCACAGGGAGGAGCGGGAGCUGGGGAGGAAGGCAGUGGCCUGGGAGGG
Messenger RNA from Myotis daubentonii (Daubenton's bat), 4466 nucleotides. It is a transcript of the gene KCNA7, whose product is annotated as potassium voltage-gated channel subfamily A member 7. NCBI's taxonomy places the organism in Eukaryota, Metazoa, Chordata, Mammalia, Chiroptera, Vespertilionidae. Gene Ontology annotation, biological process: action potential; potassium ion transmembrane transport; protein homooligomerization. The record is from RefSeq and is a predicted model, not a curated record. Gene Ontology annotation, cellular component: membrane; voltage-gated potassium channel complex. Gene Ontology annotation, molecular function: delayed rectifier potassium channel activity; protein binding.